AUGAACACCAAAGAUAUGCCGACGGAAUAUGGUUCUGCUCUGUACAAGGGCAACCAGCCCAAUGCGGAUGCGUCCGUUGUCGACAUCGUCCGAAGAGCCGGAGCUCUGAUAAUGGUCCUCAACCCAGGUCCCGCCACUACCAACCCGCACGACCCAAACCGGACACCGGGUGGAUCUUCGGCUGGGUCUGCGGCUGCCGUGGCUGACUUCCACGUCCCACUCAGCUUCGGAACCCAAACUGGAGGUAGCGUCAUUCGCCCUGCGUCUUACACGGGCACAUACGCCAUGAAGCCAACCUUUAACACGAUCUCUGGUGGGGGGAUCAAAGUUGCCUCUCUCGAGUUCGAUACCAUCGGGUACUCCGCUCGUAGUCUGGAGGAUCUCAAACUUCUUACCGAAAUUCUCAGCAUCUCGGUGGAAGAACCCCCUGAGGAAACAGCAUUGGAAACCAUGAGAGUAGGGUUCGUGAAGUCACCGUUUUGGUCAUCUGCCGGGUCUGGCACUCUCACGGCUAUGGAGAAGGCCGCCGAGAUCCUCAACAAACACGGUGUCCAGGUCGAUUACGUCGAAUUCCCGGAUGGUUUUACUGAUGCCGACGCAUUGAAUCGGAUGUUCAAGGUUAUCUUUGUAGCCAAUGGCGGUGUGGCAUUCUACAACGACUAUCUCAUGGACGCUACGAAGACCAAGCUGGAUCCGGAGGUCCGCGCAUCCGUUGACGAAGCGCGUAAACUCUCCCGCGACGAGGUACGGCAGGCAUUCGAUUACUACGCCGCUCUUCGACCUGUGCUCGACAAGAUCGCCACCAAGUACUCCGCACUCAUCACCCCCAGCGCGACCGAUGAAGCACCCGUAAGUCUGGGCGAUAUGGGCAGUCCCAUUUUCAAUUCGGUAUGGACGGCAGCACACAUGCCAGUGAUCCACAUUCCUGCCUUUGCAGGACCUAGGGGCAUGCCGGUCGGCUUGUCACUCAUAGCCUGCCGCAAUGAUGAUCAACAUCUGCUGAGUGUGGCCAAGAUCCUAAGUGAACCUCUUAUGGGCGAGGGGGGGUGGCAGGAGACGUUGGUGUGCUCUGAAGCUGGUCUAGCACCCGAACCUUGA
Messenger RNA from Dichotomopilus funicola, 1098 nucleotides. Its product is annotated as amidase signature domain-containing protein. Gene Ontology annotation, molecular function: catalytic activity. The record is from RefSeq and is a predicted model, not a curated record. NCBI's taxonomy places the organism in Eukaryota, Fungi, Ascomycota, Sordariomycetes, Sordariales, Chaetomiaceae. The coding region runs from base 1 to 1098 and encodes 365 amino acids. The transcript is spliced from 4 exons.